Messenger RNA from Drosophila busckii, 2878 nucleotides. RefSeq lists its product as uncharacterized. Gene Ontology annotation, cellular component: NuA4 histone acetyltransferase complex. Lineage: Eukaryota; Metazoa; Arthropoda; Insecta; Diptera; Drosophilidae. Bases 37 to 2793 code for a protein of 918 amino acids. The transcript has 2 exons. The record is from RefSeq and is a predicted model, not a curated record. Gene Ontology annotation, biological process: chromatin remodeling; regulation of transcription by RNA polymerase II. Gene Ontology annotation, molecular function: histone binding.
CGCUGUGCGGGUAUCAUCCGACUUAUAACCGCGCACAUGGACAAGUCGACGCCAACAAACCGAACAACAACUUCAAAAAAACGCAAACACAGUGAAUACUAUGAUCCAGAUUAUAGUAACACAAAUGAAAAGCCCCAGAAUGCAAAGCGUAUCAAUAUUGAGAUGGAGGAAGAAAAAGAAGACGAUAAUGAUGGGAAUUUGGCCAGCAGAAAUAGUCAAAACGUGGCACAACUUAAACGCAUUGAGGAAAUUGUGCGUGCGGAAUUCCAAAAAGAACUAUCCUUAAAAGAGCAGCAGCUAAUCGAUAUUGAUAACCGUAUAGCGCAAGCGCGGCAGCUGUUGGAUAAACUGCGUUUUCAAGUGGUCAGUGAAUACUACAAAAAACAACAAGUAAAUCUAACGGCACCAGACGUGUCCAGGGUGCGAUCCGGAGACUCGUUGUUUGCUGAUGGGGUUGAACGCUCUGGUCCUCAACUGCCACUCCAUCCAGCUAUCAAAAAGAUUGUUGGGAAACAACCUCUGCCCAUACAGUUACACCUGCCGGAGCGUAAUGCUGCUACCUUGGCAAAACAAAAUAUACAGUUGCGAAACCCAGCACACAGGCGGGCGGAGCGUCGUCGACAACAGAAGAUCAGAGAACAAGGUAUCGUCACUGAUCACACUUUGAAUGAAAAGAAAAAAAAAGAAACGAUCAAAAUGGAUGAGCAACCCUCCACAAGUCGGGAAGCAAAUAAAAGUCUGUGUGAGUUGGAUGGAUCCAUGUCACAAUUGAACGUGUCGCGUUCAAACAACAAAAGCAAAUUCCACUUUGUUGUGGGCAACACUUCAAAGUACAUUGGUGGCGUUCACUUCAAUGCCGGAGGCCAAUCUUUGGCUUACAAAUGGCUCGUCUACGUGCAGGGCAAGGGCCUGCCACAGCCACCCGAAGCAUACCUCAAAAAGGUUCGUUUUCAAAUGCAUCACUCGUAUCGACCCAACGAUAUAGUCGACGUCCAUGAGCCACCUUUUCAGCUGACGCGACGUGGCUGGGGAGAGUUUCCUAUUCGCCUUCAGCUCUACUUCCAGGAGCACCUUCAACAAAAGCCCGUUCAACUUAUGCAUAACAUUGUGCUGGACAAGACAAUGUGCGGCCUGCACACAAUGGGUGGGGAAACUACAGUGGAAGUCUGGUUGCGCGCUAAUUCUGAGAGCAAUGCUAAUGCAAAAACGAACCUAAGGCACACUCAGAUGACCCCAUCAUUGCCUCUAGAGUCUCCAAAGCUCAUCAGUUGUAAGCCACGAACAAUAUCUAUAACAGCAAAUAAGGAAGAGCUGGAUGAUAAUCUCUUCGGGUGCAUAAGCAAAAUCGAGCUAAGUGACGACAUUGAGCAAAUCGAGCCCACGGUAUUGGUCUCGGAGCCGCUUAAGCUUAGCAGCCCCAAGAAGUCGAAUCCUAUAGAGUCCAGCUCAUUGCAGUUAUUAUCCCAAACCGGCUCCCCCAUUGACCAAUGGAGUGUAAUUGGAAGCGUUAGUAGUAGCAAGGCUCCGCAUGCAAUCCCUUCAUAUAUGCGACACGGACACACCAAAGCGAUUGUGAAGAACGUGGUAUUUCAGAAGGCUGGAAAACUGUACAUUAUUGAUCCUCUGCAAUCGAAACUUAAGCAGGCCGCAAAGCAGCAGUCCUUGUUAAAGCCUCAACGAAGCCUUCUUAAGCAACCCGCCCAGCAGCUCUCCAAGCGUUGGCAAAUUCUAGAGUGCAUUUACCAUGAUCACGGGUAUGCAAAUAUGUGUGGACACGAGUUGGUGUCGGCCUUAGAUACUGCACAUAACAGUCGAACGAAAAUCGAGCGCUUUUUCAAUGAUAUUCCCUUUCAAAGUAUGUGUAGCGCGUUAGAGUUUCUGCUGCGACGUCUUCCUUUGACAGGCACGAAUGAUAACGGGUUUCCGUUUAUUGUUAAUACAGAGGAAGCCUUCCACGCCCAGUCGGCUUUGCGCCAACGUUUCUAUGAGUACAUGCGCGGUCGAGUUCUCUCUCGGUGGAUGCGCCAACAUUUGCACUUGCAGCAGUUGCAUGCCAGUGGACAGGAGACAUACUGGAGCAUACGUGAAAUUGUUGCCUUUGCACGGCUUAACGGCUAUACACCGUCUUUGAAAUUACUGAGUGUUAACCGACAACAAAGAUUACUAGCAUUGGCUCCUCUGGCGAAACGUGUUCAGCAACAACUGAAAGAGGAGCCGCAGCCACAGCUAAUGGAAUUUUGUAGUCUUAGCUCUACCUCCUGUAUAGAAAAGUGGUUAAGAGAGCAGUCUUUAAGGAUGAAGAGCCAGGACCGGCUCUUAGAAAAUCAGCAGCUUGUCGAUGUCAUCGGCUUAGACUUGGGGUUGAAAGCGGGUGAACCACAAGCUCGGCUGACUUUAAAGGAAUCAAAAAACGCAAAAUUUCAACAAUUAUUUUACCUACCACCGCCAAAGAAAUUGGAAACAGCGAUGGAACUGGUGCGCGAUAUGUGUAAGGAUUUGGGCAUUGCACUGGGGACUGAGCAGAGUGUUCCAGGUGUAUCCCAGUCUUUGGCGCUCACACUUUUGGCACAUGUGCUGCGCAUGUUUAUGGAGAAAUUAGUACGUCGGGCGGUAGCUACCAAGCUCCAUCAGGAACAAGCUGGUGCAUCAAAUGUCAUAAUACCGCUCGCAGUCGCAAAUUUUGACCUAUCGCUCCUGCCAUACGAUAUCGCACACAUUAUUGUCCAAAGCCCUGAAUUCGAUUUCCUUGGAAAUAGAAAUCUUGCUGUGACUAUGUCAAAUUCACAAGCAUGACUGUUUAAUUCGAAAAUACGGCUAUUUGAAUUGAAUUUAUUUAAAUAUUCUACUUCUAGUUCAAAUUUUACUGGGAUAUUUUCUG